AUGGCGGCUGCUGCACCCACUCCGGAGCAACAGAGGGAGUAUCUUCGAGUCAAUGUGGACUCCGAUUUCCUUUAUCUUCUGGAGGAGCAUGGCGUGGAUUUAGCUUUGCAGUAUUCGGUGGCACAACACUACAAGAAUGUCCGUGCUUUUGCGGUUUUUGCAGAUGAUCGCGCCGCGGUGCGCACAGCUAUCUCGGCCGAUUUUGGGAUCCGGCCGGACACUGCGGCUGAUCGGGCAAGGAUCGCUUGUUUGGUGACGAGUUGGGAAGCUGCCCGCCUCCUCCGUGAGGAGGAGGCCAAACUCAAAGCCGAAGCCAAGGUUUUGGGCAUGCAGAAGCCCCUGGCGGCCUCAGAUCGGGCCGCGAUGCAUUUGGCUUUGGAGACUGUACGCGGAUAUGCCGUCACUGAGGCCGAGGAACCCGCUGCGGAGUACUUGGCACAUAAGCUUGAGCAGAUUGAAAAUGGCGAGCCAACUGCUUCCUACUUGGAUGAGGUCAUCUCCCGCAAGGAGGCGAACUCGUUGCAACUGCAGACGGUGUUGGAUAACCAAGGUCGGCUCCGAGUCACCCGUCAGAGGCCCAAGGGAAAACUCCCUCAAGGCACCGAGGAUCUUCGUGCAAAGAUUCGCUUGGAAGCAUCCACUUGGGUCAUGUUGUCUGCCAAGUGCCGGGGCCGGGCUUACCUUCAGGGAUUGGAGCUGAGCCACUUUGACCGGUAUUUGGAGUACCUGCUGGGUGACCGUUGCUACACGCUGCAGGUGUCUUCUGCUAUGCCCUCGAGUUCCACGGCAGGCCAGGACCGUCAUACUCUGCCCGUUCCCUGGGGUGUGCUCCUGCAGUACGAAUAUGAGAUGAGGAAAUGGGCCAUCAACCGGAUCCUCCUUAGCCACCACGAACUUCAUUUUACAUCGCAAGUGGCUCUUGCGAGGCGUUCCGGCCACGAUGAGCAAGCUCAGUUGCCUCCUUUGAAGUGGUCUCGCAAAGGGGAGAAAGGUGACAAGGGACGCGGCAAGGGCUCCGGCAAGACAGGUUCCAAGACAGAUGGACGGAUCAAGGUGGGCGACAGCUGGUUUGAUCUGGUUUCAAAGACACCUGAUGGCCGGGAGUUGUGCUAUGCUUUCAACAUCAAGCGGGGCUGCCAGAACAAGGGAUGCAAGCGAGUGCAUGCGUGCCGAAUCAAGGGUUGCCAAGGCAACCAUCCCGCCUUCCAACAUGGUGCUCAGGGCGGCAGCUGA
This is a messenger RNA of Symbiodinium natans, 1233 nucleotides long. NCBI's taxonomy places the organism in Eukaryota, Dinophyceae, Suessiales, Symbiodiniaceae. The record is from the annotation of a GenBank genome assembly.